AUGGUAAUGGAAAGGGCUGCUUCAGCACCGGCUCCUGCGAUGGCAGCGGCGGCGGCGGCGGCGGCAGAAGACGAGCCGUCGGCACCGCCGCCACCGCCGCCGCUGCUCCCAUUUCCAUCAAUGCGCCCGUUUGGCGACGGCUUUACGGCCACGACUGUACUUCAAACAGCCCCUGCGGAUCCACGAGAGUCGCGGGCGGCGCUUCCUGUAUAUUAUGAUCGACGCGCCUGGCAGCUGCUGCUGAGGUUGGUAGCGGCAGUGAUCGCUUUUGCGGCAGUGGGCAUGUGGGCGGCGCUGCAGAUUGUGGUGAUGGUGGGUGCAAUGCGCCUGCUUGUGGUAUUGGCGGCGUCAGAGGCAGCUUUCCUCAUGUAUUAUCGCCGCAAGUAUAAGCUGCUUAACGCCCAACCGCUGAGCCAUGCGCCCGAACGACAUGACGGGCUGGCCGCCUUCAAUCGGCUGCUGCAGGUGUGUCGUUUCUUUCAGCACAAGAUCGAUGCGCGAGCCUACUUGUCGACUUGGUUCUGUGGGGCCGAUUAUCGUCUCAUCCGCCGGGACAAUGUGGCCGACCUCAUCGCGUACGGCUUCUGGUACAUGAGCAGGCCCCUCCUGUUCUACGGCUUUACGGAAUGCAUGGCGUUGCUCACCAAGACGCUGCUCCUAGCCCUGGGUUGCGACAUUCACAUCGAUCCCGUCACGGGCCUGAUGGUGGCUACUGCCGGACUGGACGAGCAUCUCUGGAGCCACCAGGGGGGGGCUCGCCGCCGCCGGUGCAGCGGCGGCAGUAGCAGCGGCGGCAGUAGCUUUAGCGGCUCGGCGGUGGCGGCGGAGGCGGCGAGUGUUAGCGACAAUUUUAAGAACGCAGGGAAGAGCGGAUCCACGCGCUGUACGAUGUUGGACGAUCGAUCUGCCGUACUAGCUGGUUGGGAUACGAAAUCGUGUCUCCUGGCGGCGGGCUUACCGUUAGUAGCGGUUGAGUACAAGCACGUGUCCAUGAGAUGGUGUUCCAUCAUUCCCUCGGCCGAUGAUAUUGCAGCGGGCGUGGUGGGGCUUCUGGACAGGCUGGGACUGGAGCAGGCCUGUGUGGUGGCCCACUCGUACGGCACCUUUGUGGCUUCCCGCCUCGCCCAGCUGUACGCGCACCGCAUGCAAAGCAUGGCGCUGCUGGAUCCCGUCUGCUUCGGUAUGUUCAUGCCCCACCUCCUGGCCAACUUCAUCUACCGCGAGCCGCGAACCACCACCAUCAACACGUGGUUCAAGGACGUGCUGUUCAAUUUCGUGUCCCGGGACCUGCAUUGCGCUGCGGCGCUGUGCCGCCGGUUCUAUUGGUCGGAUGUGAAUCUCUGGCCCCAGGACAUUCCUGGCCGUACACUGGUCGCUAUCGCCGGCCACGAUCAGCUCAUCCACGUGGACGAGGUGCUCGAUCACAUCCAGCACUACGCUGCCAAGAUCUUGUACCACCCCAACCACACUCACGCGGAGUUGCUCAUGGACCUCAACUGGCAGCAGCAGGUCCUGGCGGACAUCGUUGCCAUGGCAAGCAGCGGCGGCGGUAUUGCCGGCGCGCGGGAGGUGCAGCGCCGUCUGACUACAAUGCCCGCCGCGGCCCUGGCGGCGGAGGCAAGUACGGAUGCUCCGCCGCCAAUGUCACUGGGGGAGGCGUUGGCCACAACAGGACCCGGCGUCGUACGGCGCGUCACCACACACCGCCAGGUGAACAUAGCGGCGCCGCCGCAGGUCGUGCAGACGCAGCAGGUGGCUUUACCGUACGGCGCCGCCGCGGCGGCAGCGACGGCAGUAGAAGAAGGAGGCAAGGAAGAAGGGCAUGAUGACGUGGCAGCGCUGGCAGCGGCGCUGAGUGAGCAAAUCGGCCAGGCGCGGGAACGGCAACAACAGAACGGUACGGGGACGGCGAUGGUGAACCCGCCGUCGCCGCCGCUGCUGAUGCCGACGCCGUCAGACACUGCGCAAGGCGCAUCAGCAUCAGCAGUAGCAGCAGUAGAAGGGAGAUCUGGGGCCGGCAGCCCGCCACCGCCGCCGCCGCAUGCUGUCGUAUCGCCAAACCUGGGUGCCGCCGGCGCCUCCACCAGUUCUAACGUUGCGUUGCCUCAGCCGUCGGCCCCCUCGUCCACCCCCACAUCUUCAUGGUCCGCGGCAGCUAACUCUGCGGCGCGGUCGUACGUUCCGCGGAGGUGUACCGCGGCGGCCAGGCUGCAACAUGGCAGCGGCGGGCCGAGCCAUGAGGAAGUGCUGCUCUUGGAGCUGGCGAGCGCUGGGCUCAACCGCGCCGUACUGAUCGCGUCGCCAACGGCGGCGGCGGCGGUGCCGCCACCGCCGCUGCCGCCGUCGCUGCGAGGAGCUGUGACGGCAGCCGCCGGUGGCGGUGGCGGCGCCGCCGCCGCCAGCCUGUCUGGCUGUCUACGUCGCCUCCUCCCCGCGAUCAGCGAGGUUCGUGAGGAGGCCUCCGGUCCGAGCUCACCAGUGCGACUGGUGCCGCCGGUGCCGUCGGCAUUUGCGGCGGCGACCGCGGAGGUGCCGUCGUACUUCCCGACCCGCAUGCCCCGCGGGGCAACGGUGAUCCGCCCGCGCCGUACAAUGACGAGCUAA
Messenger RNA from Volvox carteri f. nagariensis, 2604 nucleotides. RefSeq lists its product as uncharacterized. The coding region runs from base 1 to 2604 and encodes 867 amino acids. The transcript is spliced from 12 exons. The record is from RefSeq and is a predicted model, not a curated record. Lineage: Eukaryota; Viridiplantae; Chlorophyta; Chlorophyceae; Chlamydomonadales; Volvocaceae.